Molecule: messenger RNA, 1173 nt
Organism: Setaria italica (foxtail millet)
Lineage: Eukaryota; Viridiplantae; Streptophyta; Magnoliopsida; Poales; Poaceae
Exons: 1
Coding region: 94-1173 (359 amino acids)
Source: RefSeq, a predicted model, not a curated record
GGACCAAGGAGGUACAUACCAAGGAGUCGUGAGAAAGGUCAUGAUGAUCUCGUCGCUAAUUAUUUUUCCGCAAAUCCUAUAUACACCGAUGAAAUGUUCCGUAGGAGAUUUCGCAUGAAUAAACCCUUGUUUCUUCGCAUCGUACAUACUUUAAGUGAGAGGUUUCCUUAUUUUACACAAAGGCCGGAUGCAACUGGUAGAGAAGGGCUGUCAUCACUUCAAAAGUGUACAUCGGCUAUUCGGAUGCUAGCAUACGGUACACCGGCAGAUGCACUUGAUGAGGUGCUCAAGAUUGCUGCAAGCACUUCAUUGGAUAUUUUGGGAAAAUUUGCUAUUGGAAUUAUUGAAUGUUUUGGUAAUGAAUACUUGCGCCCUCCUACUACCGAUGAACUAGAAAAAAUUUUACAAGUCAAUGAGGCUCGAGGUUUUCCUGGAAUGUUGGGAAGCAUUGAUUGUAUGCACUGGGCAUGGAAGAAUUGUCCAAAAGGAUGGGCUGGUAUGUUCACACGUGGUGAUAAGGGUGUUCCAACUAUGAUCCUCGAAGCAGUGGCCUCUCAUGAUCUCCGUAUAUGGCAUGCCUUCUUUGGUACCGCCGGAUCUCAGAACGAUCUCAAUGUUCUAAACAAAUCACCACUGUUCAUCGAUGUCAUAAAAGGUGAAGCUCCUAAGGUACAUUACAUUGUAAAUGGAAAUCAGUAUGAAAUGGGCUACUACCUCGGUGAUAGAAUAUAUCCAGAAUGGGCGGUGAUCGUGAAGACAAUAUCGUCUCCUCAGACGGAUAAAGACAAACUAUAUGCAAAGAUGCAAGAAGGAGCAAGAAAGGAUGUCGAGUGCGCAUUUGGCGUUUUGCAGUCCCGCUUUGAUAUUGUUCGUCGACCGGCAAGGCUAUGGAAGCAGAUGGACGUUAUCAACAUAAUGCAAGCUUGUGUUAUCCUUCACAAUAUGAUUGUGGAAGAUGAGAAGGAAUUGGUUAGAGUUCCUUUGGAUGUCAAUGAGAAUGCGAGUGCGACGAUAGUGCUCCCGCCUGAAGUUCGCACUAGCAACGACCCUAAUCCAUGCUUUACAGAGGUACUUCGGAGGAAUUCCGCUAUCCAAGCUCGGCCCACGCAUAGGCAACUCAAGAAAGAUCUAGUCGAGCACAUAUGGCAGCGCUAUGGAAAUAGAGGAAAUUAG